GGAAACGGCGUAUGCUUGUAUACAACCCUGAUUUCCAUUUUUUUCCCAACUCGUAAUGUAUUUAAUUCAAGUGAAACGUAAUCAUGACGUGUCGUGUCAUUAAUCUCCUCGCCGCCUCUCCCAAAAUUAAAGGAGGAGGCUGCCACAGAAGAGUGUCCCCUGUCAGCCAAGACACUAAAGAAUGGCAUAACAUCACACACACUUCUGAGGAUGGAUUCUCCGCCAGAGUGUGUGUUGUCUCUUUCUUGUGAGCAGCCCCAGUCUCCCCCGACACUGCCGUCCCUGGACCACAGCCCCCAGGCCUCUUCUCCUCACACCCAGCUCUCUCUACCUGACAGCCCGGUCGUGCUGCCCAUUCAAAGCCCCGAACCUUCCCCCCAGAGCCCGGACACCACACCUUAUUUCCCCCUCUCUCCCUUCCCCCUCCACGAGGACAACAACAACAAUCACCACGAUAUUGAUGAAGAAGAUGACGAGGAAGGGCUGGAUGGAGUACCUCCAUCCCCGACCCCUGCGGUGGCUCUGUUCCCAGGAGGAGGGGGACAAGAGGCUGGGUGCAGCCCUUGCUUGGACUCCUCUCCUCCAGCCACACCAUCCGCUCCGGCCCUUGGGUUUGGAGCCCUGGAGCUGGCCCUCUCAUCUGGGCCGAGUGGAAACUGCAACGACGAGCUAGACCUCCAGCUGUUUCAGAAAGAUACUGUCACCAGGGCGAUACCUGGAGUGGGAGCGGCUUCACCGGGGCCGGCGCUCAGGUUUCCCUGUCAUGUAUGUGGGAAGAGAUUCCGAUUCCAAAGCAUUUUGUCUCUUCACGCCCGAGCUCACAGUCUGGACCGAGACCGCCGAGCUUCAGCCCUGUACCGUACUGGACUCCCCUCAGCACCUCUAAAGCAGCACCUCAAAAUCCAACAGAACCACAAAGACUUAAUACUGAAUCACAGAAGUCACCCAAACCAGCGUAUACUGCCAGGGACUCUCAUCCAGCAUCUCACAGAAGAAGAGGAUGAUGAGGUCAAAGGUCUAGAUGACGGCCUACACACAGACCAGAACCCAAACUUUUUGCUGGAUGACAGCACACCUCUGACCCCUCCACUUACAGAGGACCCUGUUUCUGUGACCCCUCCCUAUUCCUCUACCAUUGGGGAGGGUGCGUCUACUCCUUCAGCACCCACGUUCCGCUGCCAUGCCUGCAAAGGAAAAUUCCGCACGGCUUCGGAGUUGGCACGCCACGUCCGCAUUCUCCACAACCCGUAUAAAUGCACUCUUUGUCCUUUCUCUGCCAGCCAAGAGGAGAGCUUGGCAUCUCACUUGCAGGAGUGCCACCCUUCCCCUGAGGUACCUGCUCUGCCGCCGGCCUUCAAUUCCAGGGCGGUCAUUGCAACCCCAGAUACUCCUGUGCCCACCCCAACCCAUACCCCAGCCCCGACCCCAAGUACCCCGCAGGUGACAGUGGUAGCUACAGCGGCUGCGUCCCCUACACUGCCAGCAUUUCGCUGUGAUACUUGUGGACAGCGGUUUACCCAGUCUUGGUUCCUGAAGGGACACAUGCGAAAGCACAAGGACUCCUUGGACCAUAAGUGCCAAGUAUGCGGCCGUGGCUUCAAAGAGCCUUGGUUCCUCAAAAACCACAUGAAAGUACAUCUCAACAAGCUUGGGCUGAAGGCCGGGCUGGGAACCCUUGGGGGACCGGGAAGUGCGGAGCAGCAAGCCAAAGGCUCUGCUAGUAAUCAGUCUCUCAACGCCCUCUAUUCAAGCCUCCUUCUGGCCCAGCAAAGAGGUGGGAGAGGUGGACAAGGAAGAUCAGAGAGGGAAACUGGAAGCAGAAUGGGGAUGGGCUCGAGCAAGUCAGCCAUCCUGGGAUACCUCGGGCUGCCCAGUGAUGGGAGUGGGGCCAGCUGCAUGGAGAGACUUCAAGCAGUGGCUCAGGUGGCAGAGAUGGGCAAUGGUGGUGGUGGCUCAGGAGAAGGAGGCCCAGGAAGAGGAGGGGGAGCAACUAGAGGAGGCGGCACAGGUGAAACUACCGCAUCAAUCUCAGAAGGAGGUGACCAGGCAACUUGGUGGCAGCUGGUGGCUCGCAGCCUGGCUGUAGCUCAGCAGCAACAGCAGCAGAGGCCCCAGCAGCGAGGCCAGCAACACAGCCAGCGAGGCCCCGGUCGGAGCUCUGUGAUCACAGAGGCCGAGCAAGUCAGAGCCUACCUCGGAGGCCUGGAUCCAAGAGAGGAGUCUGGCGGAGCUGGAGGGCCCUGGGAAUGCCCAGACUGUGGAAAGCUAUUCCGCAGUCUGCAGCAGGUGGUGGUUCAUGCUCGCGUUCACACUCAGAGGCCCCAGAAAGGAGGCGGCGGCGGCGAAGAGGAGGGGAGUCGUAGAGCAGCAGGGCUUGGAAGAGGAGGCAGCGGUGAAGUAAGACAGGAAUCUCAGCUACAUGGUGGCGGAUCCCAACAAACGGGGGAAGUGAGACAGGAAUCAAAACUGCACAGUGGUGGAUCACAACAAGUAGGAGCAGCUACGGGGUUUCACUCUGUCAUCUCAAGCUUCAAAGGAGAAAAUGGCCUGACAGCAGUCUCCUCCAUACCUUCAGUUCCCACCAGGGAGCGAGUGCGUGGCAGAGGGAUAAAAGACUGCCCCUACUGCGGUAAAGCCUUCCGCUCUUCACAUCAUCUCAAAGUGCACCUGAGAGUUCACACAGGUGAGAGACCCUACAAAUGUCCCCACUGUGACUAUGCGGGCACCCAGUCAGGCUCGCUGAAGUACCACCUCCAGCGGCACCACAGGGAGCAACGCAACGCUUUGUCAGCCUCCUCCAAUUCCUCCUCCAGUGGUCUCACCUCCACCAUCAACAGUCUGACCUCUGGAACCUCUGGGCUGGCCAAGCAGCGCAGAUCACAGCUCAAUCACUGCCCGGUGAACCGAGGCCCAACCGACGCCCCCACCUCUCGGCCCGGCCAGCAGUCCUGGCUCUUGGGGCUCCCAGACCAGCGGGAGCAUCGGAAGGCCUUGGCAGCUCUAAGGGAUGUCGACUUGGAGACCCAGUACAGGUAUCUGUCUGGGGUGAUGGGGGCCCUUUACCAAGGUGGAAUGGAAGGAGGCUGGAUCAGGGAGUCUCCCCCACCAAAGGCCCCUAAAGUGUCCCGUCGGAAGCCUCUUACUACCAGCCGAAUGGUUCAGCCGUCGAGUGACAAGGACGGACCUGCGUCUUCAACCCAAGAGGGUGGGUUUGAACCCCUGGAUUUGUCCCGUCGCCCCUCACCUGGCCUCGGAGGGAUGGAGGAGGAUGGAGGCAUGAGUGUAGGGGAGGGAGGAGGUGUCAGUGGCGGGGAUGGCAUUGGGGAUAGUUCAACAGGGGUCAAACUGAGCCAGUGUUUGUUCUGCCCGUUCCGUACGUCCUCAGCGGAGCUAAUGGCCAUGCACCUCCAGGUCAACCACACCAGUAAAUCCAGGCGCAAAAGAGCCCCCUCUACCGCCUUGGAUGAUGAUGGAGCCCCAAAGGCCACCAAGCACCGCAUGGAUCAGCCUGACCUCGACUCUCUGACAAUAUGGAGGCAUGCGACAGAGGCAGAGUCCCAGGCACCUUUGGGGGAAUGGUCCUCAAUGCAGGCCAAGACCCUGAACGGGCUCUCUGAGGAUACAGAGGACCAUCUGGACGACAUCCUCGACCACCCGGACGUAGCCUCUGUAUCCAAGAAUGUCAGAGACGGUCUGGUGUUCAAGGGGAAGAUGGAGGGGGAUGAGGAAGAGCAAGAGGAGGAGUUGGAAGAGAAUUUGGAGAACAGCAGUCUGGAGGACUCAGAGGACCAGGAUCUGAGGAUGUCUCUUGCUCUUUCACCAGCUCUGAGCUCCAACCACAUGGUGGGAGAGGAGGAAAGAGUCUUAACAGAUUAAUUUGGGAUGACACCGUUUAAAUUGGAGAGUUGGGUUCAAUGUUUUCAACCACAUUUGACACGGGAUUGAAGAAGGGGCAGGUAGCUUUGAGAAAGGAGGAUUCUUGACCCCUGAGGGUUUGGAAAAGGACAGAGAGAAACAUCACAGCUGUUAUUUUCCCUCUGACAUUAUUCGUCUACUUCAGUUCCGACAGUGUGGUCAUCCACAAAAUAAACUUCCUGUACAAAAGAGCAUAGAUGCAUCUUUUCGGGAUUUUGUAGGCCACUUUCUAUUUUUUUUUUCCAAGCUUCACUCCAAGAUGGAUGAAUUUUUAAGGUGAUCUCCUGUUUGAUAAAUGAAAGGAACAUGUUUAAGAUCUAAGGCAUAAUUCCUGCAUCAUUCCACAUUUAUUCCACAUUAAUAAUAUUGGACUGUAUAUCUCAGACUACUAUACUGACCAAGCUAAAGCCAGCUGUGAAGAGAUGCUCUCCUGACUGACCCCUGACCAGUUUGAAACCUCAAACUUCAAGUUCCUCCUCAACCUACACGGACACGGGGGAAAGUUUAGCCAGAAAGGUUUCAAGCUGUGCACCUCAGCUAAGCUAUGUGGUAUUAAUUUAAGGCAUGAGGUAACUGUUGCAGGCCAUGUGCUUUCCCUCGACUAUAUAUCACUGCCUUGUUUGUCUGAAAAGUGUUUCUACACGAUUGUCCUGAAGAAUAACUGAAAGAAACGUUUGUAACUUUUUUUUUUCCUUUUUCAGUUAGUGCCUGUUCAUGUGCGUUGUCAAGAGAGUCUUUGGUAUUCCUGCGCAUCGAGGCUCCGAUAGGUCACUCAUUUUAUCUGAAUAUACAGUUUAAAACAAUUUAAGUACAGUAUAUUUGUUAAAAGUGGUUCUAGGGUGUUGUGAAUAGUUAAGUUGUAAAAGAAAUGCUACAUCGUAGCGCCACGUCCCCGACGUAGACGGCGGACGUUUGUGGCUAAGCUUGAAAAGAAAACAAAAAAAGUAGGUGAUAUACAUAAUGUGAUGAAAAAAAGGUCAAAGGCUGAGUGAUAAAAUGGGGUCAAAAUUCAGUGUUUACAAUAGCGCCGAAUGCGGGUUGGGUUGUCAAGACAACGUAGAUGCGUGGAUAGGAACAAAACUCAGAGCGAGAGUCCGUUCGAGGGCCAUAGCCUCCGAACACAAUCAACUGACGUUAUUUUAAAAGAGACAGAGACUUAGCAACUGUGUCAAAAAAGGAACAAUUUCUCCACAGGAGAAAAGAUACAAGGUAGAGACCGAAAAAGAAAGCAGUACCCCUGCCAAACAGGACUUAAUCUGAGAAACAAACUGUACUCUUGGGGGUAUGGUGUCUUUUAGAUGAGUAGAUUCCCUCUCUUCUUCUUCUUUUUUUUUUAUAAGAAAAGAAAAGACAAUGGUAGGAAUAAUUAUUAAAACACUAACAAAUGCAUAGACAUCCCAGUAGAAUAUGUGUAGCUUUUGUAAAGACAAGAAAAAAACAGCAGACUUUUGUUUAUUUUCAUUUCAAGAUGCUUACAGAAAAAGGUUAUCAAUAUAGGUAAUAUUGAUUAUAAUGUUCGUGAGCUAAGACUAGUUGGAAUGUCUAUACAGAGCACUGUGCAAGGUUUGAGUUCCCAAAGUAGUUGUUUUUAUUUUGACUUUAAUCGAUAGACCAAACGUUUUUUCAAUGGAAGUUGUCACUUUUUGUUGUCGUUUUAAAUGUGUAAAGCUGUGGUUUCCAUAGAUUUACCCCAUCAAUUAGUGGAGGACGGUCGAUCGGUUGUAUCAAAUAUCUAACCGUUGAACUGGUUGUUAAAUUAAGUUCACAUUCAAAGUCAUUUUUUUUUGUGUAAACAUCAACACGUCCAACACAUUCUCACUCCAACCUCGUCAC
Molecule: messenger RNA, 5748 nt
Organism: Epinephelus lanceolatus (giant grouper)
Lineage: Eukaryota; Metazoa; Chordata; Actinopteri; Perciformes; Serranidae
Gene: znf219
Product: zinc finger protein 219
Biological process (GO): regulation of DNA-templated transcription
Cellular component (GO): nucleus
Molecular function (GO): RNA polymerase II cis-regulatory region sequence-specific DNA binding; DNA-binding transcription factor activity, RNA polymerase II-specific
Source: RefSeq, a predicted model, not a curated record